Messenger RNA from Nannospalax galili (Upper Galilee mountains blind mole rat), 2978 nucleotides. It is a transcript of the gene Colec12, whose product is annotated as collectin subfamily member 12. Bases 138 to 2366 code for a protein of 742 amino acids. NCBI's taxonomy places the organism in Eukaryota, Metazoa, Chordata, Mammalia, Rodentia, Spalacidae. The record is from RefSeq and is a predicted model, not a curated record. Gene Ontology annotation, molecular function: signaling receptor activity. The transcript has 10 exons.
CGGAGCGCCGAGCUAGGGCGGCAGCGGGGACGGCCGGGCGCGGCGCGGCUGCCAUGGGCGCGCAGUGAGCGGCCGCUCGGAGCGACUUCCUCGGCGGCUCGGGGCUCCCCGGCUGGCGGUGCGUGUCCGCGGUCACCAUGAAAGACGACUUCGCAGAGGAGGAGGAGGUGCAGUCCUUCGGUUACAAGAGGUUUGGUAUUCAGGAAGGAACACAAUGUACAAAAUGUAAGAAUAACUGGGCACUGAAGUUUUCUAUCAUAUUAUUAUAUAUUUUGUGUGCCUUGCUAACCAUCACAGUAGCCAUUUUGGGAUAUAAAGUUGUAGAGAAAAUGGACAAUGUCACAGGUGGAAUGGAGACGUCUCGCCAGACCUACGAUGACAAGCUCACAGCAGUGGAAAGUGAUCUGAAAAAACUAGGGGACCAAACUGGGAAGAAAGCUAUAAGCACCAACUCAGAACUUUCUACCUUCAGAUCAGAUAUUCUGGAUCUUCGGCAACAACUUCAGGAGAUUACAGAGAAAACCAGCAAGAACAAAGACACGCUGGAGAAGUUGCAGGCAAGUGGGGAUGCACUGGUGGACAGGCAGAGUCAGCUGAAAGAAACUCUGGAGAAUAAUUCUUUCCUCAUUACCACGGUAAACAAAACCCUCCAGGCAUAUAACGGCUAUGUCACAAAUCUACAACAAGAUACCAGUGUGCUCCAGGGCAAUCUGCAGAACCAAAUGUAUUCUCAUAAUGUGGUCAUUAUGAACCUCAACAACCUGAACCUGUCCCAGGUCCAGCAGAGGAACCUUAUCACAAAUCUCCAACGGUCUGUGGAUGACACGAGCCAGGCCAUCCAGCGAAUCAAAAAUGACUUCCAAAACCUGCAGCAGGUUUUCCUUCAAGCCAAGAAAGACACUGAUUGGCUGAAGGAGAAAGUGCAUAGCUUGCAGACAUUGGCUGCCAACAACUCUGCCCUGGCCAAAGCCAACAAUGACACCCUGGAGGAUAUGAACAGCCAGCUCAACUCCUUUACAGGUCAGAUGGACAACAUCACCACUAUCUCACAAGUCAAUGAGCAGAACUUGAAAGACCUUCAGGACUUACACAAAGAUGCAGAGAAUAAAACGGCCAUCAAGUUCAGCCAACUGGAAGAACGCUUCCAGCUAUUUGAGGCAGAUAUUGUGAACAUCAUUAGCAAUAUCAGCUACACAGCCCACCACCUGAGGACACUGACCAGCAACCUGAAUGAAGUCAGGACCACUUGCACGGAUACCCUAACCAGACACACAGAUGACCUGACCUCCUUGAAUAAUACACUGGCCAAUAUCCGUUUGGAUUCUGUUUCUCUUAGGAUGCAACAAGAUAUGAUGAGGUCAAGGUUAGACACUGAAGUGGCCAACUUAUCAGUGAUUAUGGAAGAAAUGAAGCUGGUGGACUCCAAGCAUGGUCAGCUCAUCAAGAAUUUUACAAUUCUACAAGGUCCUCCUGGCCCCAGGGGUCCAAAAGGUGACAGAGGAUCUCAGGGGGUCCCUGGUCCAACUGGCAACAAAGGACAGAAAGGAGAGAAGGGAGAGCCUGGCCCACCUGGCCCUGCUGGUGAGAGAGGCCCAGUUGGACCAGUAGGCCCCCCUGGAGAGCGCGGUAGCAAAGGCUCCAAAGGCUCACAGGGCCCCAAAGGGUCCCGUGGGUCCCCAGGGAAGCCUGGCCCUCAGGGCCCCAGUGGGGACCCAGGUGCACCAGGCCCAACAGGCAAGGAUGGACUUCCGGGCCCUCAGGGCCCUCCUGGCUUUCAAGGACUGCAGGGCACUGUGGGUGAGCCUGGAGUACCUGGACCUCGGGGGCUACCAGGCUUGCCAGGCGUGCCAGGCAUGCCUGGACCCAAGGGACCACCUGGCCCCCCAGGCCCAUCAGGAGCAGUGGAGCCUUUGGCUUUGCAGAACGAGCCAACCCUAGCACCAGAAGCCAAUGGCUGUCCACCUCGAUGGAAGAACUUCACAGACAAAUGUUACUAUUUUUCGGUGGAAAAAGAAAUUUUUGAGGAUGCAAAGCUUUUCUGUGAAGACAAGUCUUCACAUCUUGUUUUUAUAAACUCAAGAGAGGAACAGCAAUGGAUAAAAAAGCAGAUAGUAGGGAGAGAUAGCCACUGGAUCGGCCUUACCGACUCUGAGCAUGAAAAUGAGUGGAAGUGGCUGGAUGGGACGCCUGUGGUCUACAAAAAUUGGAAAGCUGGACAGCCAGAUAACUGGGGCCAUGGCCAUGGGCCAGGAGAAGACUGUGCUGGGUUGAUUUAUGCUGGGCAGUGGAACGACUUCCAGUGUGAAGAAAUCAAUAACUUCAUUUGCGAGAAAAACAGGGAGACAGUGCUGUCAUCCACAUUAUAACAGACUAUGAUGCAAUAACAAGAACAUAUUUUUGGGCGGCUCUCAAAGGCAAAAGACACUUCUUUCCAAUUUCAUCACUGUGUCACCUGAUUGGGUGAGAAGAAGCACUGAAUACCAGUUACUGGGGGCAAAAAAAAAAAAAGGACAGCUACUUUACCAUUACUCAAGGACUUGGGAACUAAAAUGUUCCCUUGGUUGAUAUAUUGAUUUUCAGAGAGCAAAUGGACUGAAUCACAUAGAUUUAUCAGCCAAUAACCAUACAGUUAUACAAAUUUUAUCUUCCAAAAUAUGGAAUGCUCCAAUCAGAAAAAGACUACCGUUGGUUGUUGAGCUAGAGGAAGAACUUAAAACAUUCACUGUGUAAACAGUACCUUUACAUUUCUAAAUCCCAAAUGUAGGGAAAAUAUGCAAACAUACAGAUAUAUAGGCCAACUUUUAGUAAUAAUGAAAUGUACUUUAAGAGCUUUUAAAACAUUGUAUUUUUGUACAAAAUAUUUGCUUUUUACAGUUAUGUUCCUUUUUCCCCCAUUUUACUAAUAUAAUACAUGAAGCCAAAGAAAACAAUAAUGGUACUAAUAAAAUUUCAUGGGGUUUCUCUUCAGAUUUAAACUA